Laetiporus sulphureus 93-53 is the source of this 2792-nucleotide messenger RNA. RefSeq lists its product as uncharacterized. Lineage: Eukaryota; Fungi; Basidiomycota; Agaricomycetes; Polyporales; Laetiporaceae. The transcript has 3 exons. The coding region runs from base 419 to 2515 and encodes 698 amino acids. The record is from RefSeq and is a predicted model, not a curated record. Gene Ontology annotation, molecular function: ATP binding.
CUUGAGUUGGGCUGACGCUCAAAACGUCGACGUCUACAUGUUGCAGGAGAAAUCGAACACUGAAGAUUGCUACUCGACUCCGCCGCCUUGAACGUAUCCUUCGCACUACGAUUUUCCCGCGAAGGAGCCACUCGCACUAGGGGCGGCAGCCGAAAGAGUAAUCGAACAUCUGCACGCAGCUGCUGUACACGUGCGACAGCCGCUCUUCACCUUCUUGGCCCGACGAAUGCAUCCAGAAUGACUGAGGAUGAGAAUCAUCUACAGAUCCUUGAUCUCGGGCUCUUUCGCUACUACUAGCCACGCUGGUGCCGUGUGGCCUCCAUCGACGAGCCAUACGCCUACAUAAGGGGCCAGCUCUCACCUCCCUUCCCUCACUGAAACACAUUUCCCUCAUAGUAAACUCCCACUGCUCGCAAGCAUGUCCAAGACCGACAGCCAGACGCAGAGCACCUCCACUGGUUCACCAUGCAGACCCACCACGAAGGACCGCGCCCGCCUUGUCACCCGGCAAUGGCUGCGCGAUCCCUCUGGUCCUCCUCUCCCGCGCCCACCCCCGAUGGGCACGCGCACGCCCAACGGACUCAUCUGGGGACACACACUUACUGACCUCAUGUGGAUCCAGCGCGUGCCAGGCGUGAACGUCCUUACCGUCUGGUCGCGCAGCAUGAUCAAGGAGUUCGGCGAGAACUACGUCGAGGCUGAGUUUGCAAAGCCGGAGCCGUGGCCGCGGCUGAGACGGCCGUGGCCCGUGCUGAAGCUGCCCGUGGCGAAGAAAAACACAGUGUUCCCGCCACUCGGUGCGCUCGACGAGGGCUCGGACCAUGAGGACGGGAAAGACUCGAUGGUGUUCCAGAUCCGGCGGGAUGACUCUGCUCCCGACGACGAUAUAGACCCCGCGGACGAGCUCAAUCCAGAGUCACUCAUCGCUGUCUACGGGGGCGCGCUCGUUCCCAAUCCCGACCCCAACGCCGAACGUCCCUCCGACACGCCCACCAUCUCGCCCCUCGGCGUCCCUUAUCUCCUGCUGUGGAUAGAGGAGCUGCAGGAGACGUUUCAGUUUACGUGGGGCGUUGAGGGCGCCGACCGCAUACGUAUGAUACGCAGUCCCGAUGGACGGCCGCUUGUGGUCGACGAGGUUGGGGUGCUUCCGAUCUUGGUCAAACGACUGUUGGAGGGAGAAGGGAAGGGCACGAGCACGUACCUCACACAGCGAAACGGCCGUCCGAUGAUCAUUCUCAAGACGUCGAUGCUGGACGAUAUGCUUGAAAGUGGAAAGCUCAACCCGGAGUCUCCGUCGGAGCCCGUAGCCGGCCGGUCUUCAGUCAAUAAGGGGAAGCAGACUGAGCAGCGUAAAGACCAGGUAGCAUCUGAGAAGGCGGGAAAAUCCAUGAGCGCGAUGGCGGAGCAGAUGUCUUUGAAUGAACCAUCCGCGAGUCAUGGCACAUCCGCGCCUCGACCUCCCGUAUCGAAGCAUGAUGUCAAAGGCAAGGGCAAGAAGAAAGAGGUCGACGACAAAAAAGAAGACCAAACGCAGAAGCGCCAAGAUCCCUCGAAGCAUCGAGGGAUUUGUUCGUCGUCGGCAAAAGAGCUCUGUUUUGACAAGCAGUACAUCGCGAAGAUCCCGAAGCUAGAAGAGUCCAUCCCAGACAAGUACUUCCCCGACACACUGAUGGUGCACCGGAUGAAUCAGUACGUGCGCGUUUUUCCCGGGUUCACGCGCGACGAUGACCCGUCGUCAACCUCGACCUCCAAUACCGCCCAUCUCUGGCUCUCCGAAAACGCUGUCCUUGGCAAGGGGCACCACUCGGUCGUGUAUACUGCCCCUCUGACGCUCCCCCCGCCUCUCAGCGCAUGCGGCCCACACCAACAGGUCACCGUCGCGGCGAAGACCGCGAACGGCACCGUCUCCGCGCGCAAAUUCCUGCGGAAUGAGGCGCGCGUUUUUAACAUGUUCCCGAGGCACCUGCAGGAGGAAUGGUGCGGGUACAAUCUGGUGACGCCCAUCCGGCACCCCGUCCCCGUCGGCGCUGUCGUGCCCAAGUUUUACGGGUACUACGUGCCCGUGGGGGAGAAGGGCGGAAAGAAGGACUGGGACAAGACGUGGGAGGGGUAUGAUGAGGACGAUGAUAGGUCUGUGGGCCAUUUGAGCCCUGUGCUGCUCAUGGAGGAGUGCGGGACGCCGAUUGAGCCAGAGAAGUUUUCGAUAGACGAUCGAUCCGAGUGCUACUCGCUCAUCCUGCGGCUGCACAUCGAGAGCUUCGUCCAGGGCUCGAUGUACGUGCGGAACGUGCUCUGGCAGCCGGGCCCUUUGACGAAGCCGCCGAGCGAACGGUCGCGCAAGACGCCGAGCUUCCGGAUCAUCGACUUUGGGCGGGCGGAGCACUUGAGCGAUCAUAUCCGUGAGGGGCAGACGAAGGAGGUUAUGAGGGAGAAGGUAAAGUUGGUGGAGGAGUACGUUGAGGCGGAGGAGAAGAGGGCGCAGAAGGAGCUGCUGAUGGAGGACUUCAAUUAUUGAGUGAGUGGGGAUCAAUGGUUUGUGGAAGGUCGUGUUUGUGAUGGGUGUCUUUUGGGAAGAUUUUGGGAAGUUUAAACGCGCAUGUAACAUAGUGGUCAGUGGUUUUCUAUGCCUGUGUGCGAUGCAGGCACGCAUCGGAUUUCGUCUGAAGAGGGCCGAGAUCUACGAUGUUUCGAUAACGUUUAAGUUGGGACGAUCACACGGAUGUCACUUCCUUCACAACUGGUGGUGCCCACGUCGACGUAGUAUGACUGUAUAAGAGGACAUGAUUCCUUGC